Molecule: messenger RNA, 1344 nt
Organism: Loa loa (African eye worm)
Lineage: Eukaryota; Metazoa; Nematoda; Chromadorea; Rhabditida; Onchocercidae
Exons: 7
Coding region: 67-1137 (356 amino acids)
Biological process (GO): pyruvate decarboxylation to acetyl-CoA
Molecular function (GO): pyruvate dehydrogenase (acetyl-transferring) activity
Source: RefSeq, a predicted model, not a curated record
AUUUUCAGGCUUUUUAUCAGAGUAUCAAAACACCCUAAACUGGUGAUUCGGUGUGAUAACUAUAAAAUGGCAUUAAAUAAAUUAAUUGGGACAUUUGGUCGUCUAUCUAUAAAGAAUGUCUUCCAAUAUGGACAGAAACGUGCUGCAUCAACAAUGAGCGUUCGUGAUGCACUCUCAAUGGCGUUAGACGAAGAAUUAUCACACGAUGAUCGUGUUUUUUUAUUGGGUGAAGAAGUUGGACAUUACGAUGGUGCUUAUAAGGUAUCAAGAGGAUUGAUGCGUAAAUUCGGUGAGUCUCGCGUCAUAGAUACUCCAAUUUCGGAAGCAGGCUUUUGUGGUUUGGCUGUUGGUGCAGCAUUUAGUGGUCUUCGUCCGAUUUGCGAAUUUAUGACUUUCAAUUUUUCUAUGCAGUGUAUGGAUCAGAUUAUAAAUAGUGCAGCCAAAACACAUUAUAUGUCAGCGGGCCAACUGCAUUGUCCCAUUGUUUUUCGUGGACCAAAUGGAGCAGCUGCCGGUGUUGCUGCACAACACAGUCAGGAUUUCACUGUAUGGUUUUCCCAUUGUCCCGGAUUAAAGGUUGUAACACCGUAUUCUGCUGAAGAUGCGAAAGGUUUGCUGAAGUCAGCUGUUCGUGAUGAUAACCCUGUGGUUAUGUUAGAGAAUGAAUUGUUGUACAGCGAAAUGUUCCCAAUGUCGGAUGAAGCACUGAAGGACGAUUUUAUGGUACCUCUUGGCAAAGCUAAAAUUGAGCAAGAAGGUACAGAUAUAACACUUAUCUCAUAUUCAAUUGGUUUGGUACCAACAAUGAAAGCGGCCGAACAACUAGCCAAGGAAGGUAUUAGUGCUGAAGUGAUUAAUCUCCGAUCCAUUCGCCCGUUUGAUUUUGAAACGGUCAAAAAAUCAGCCAUGAAGACUCGCCAUGUAGUAACUAUUGACAAUGGAUGGCCAUUUUGCUGCGUAGGAUCGGAAAUCUGCAUGCAGUUAAACGAAUCAGAAGCAUAUGACGCUCUGAAUGGUCCCAUAUAUCGAGUAACUGCUACCGAUGUCCCAUUGCCAUUUAGCGAAACUCUCGAAAGGGCAGCACAGCCACAACCGGAAGAUGUAGUAAAAAUGGCGAAAAGAUCAUUGAAAAAAUAAGGCUAUAGGAAAAUUAAUCUUUAUUUGUCACAGUGGAAUUUCUGAUAAUGUAAAAUUUCUGAUAGGUGGUUUUAUGGUGAUGAAAUUUGGUAAAAUUUCUGGUAUCUGAUAGGUAUGGUGGCAAGUCAUCUAUUUGUUAAAUUGCCGCAAAUGUUGUAAAAGUCUGCGAAGUUUCUGUUGACUAUAAUUGUUAAGGUUCAGUUUCUC